AUGUCCGGGCUUCCCUUUGUCGCGCAGGAAGCCAAGCCGAUCUUGGCUAAUGGCCACCUUCGAUUCAAGUCAGCUCGGACCUGUAAUACACACGACAGGAAGGCAGAAGCGAAGAUGCUCCUGACGGUGCUCCGAAAGCUGGGUGUUGCAGAGAAGGAUUUGCAAGGAGAUCACUGCGAAAUUGAAGGGGUGAGAUGCUGGGGCGGGGUGGAUCCGGAGGCUUGGUCGCUCUUGGAAAUGAUGUUUCAGGUUUAG
Molecule: messenger RNA, 255 nt
Organism: Symbiodinium natans
Lineage: Eukaryota; Dinophyceae; Suessiales; Symbiodiniaceae
Source: the annotation of a GenBank genome assembly